AUCAUAUCUGACUUAUUUUCAAUGCUAACCGUUCCCAGGCUUCUCAUAUAGCCGGUAUGCAUAUGGUGGCUACUUUGAUCUAUGACCGAAUCGCCCAAAUAUUCUGAACCAAGGGAAAGAUCUCCUCGAAAUGGCGGGCUUGCAUAGUCCCACACGCACACGCACACUCGAAGAUGGAUAGGACUAAUACCAGGCUUCCUGGGACUAGGUUCAGCUUAUGACUCAACUUCAUCCAUCGCUCACCGCUUUACAAGCCACAGUGACAACCUUCCAUGGCCUGGCUAUCAUCAUAACCAUGUUUCGGCUGGCCUAUAGGCGAUCGAGACAUCAAUUGUGGUGGGACGAUGCGCUCACUGCAGCUGCCAUAAUUACAGGCGCCAUCUCCUUGGUAUCUGUGUGGCUUGUGAUGGCUCCUCACACCGUUAUUGAGACAGAUCAAGUCCGUAUCGCGGCAAGAUGGAGCAUGAUAUUCUGCUUCACAACCUCUUUGUGGCUUGCUCGCCUUAGUAUUGUGUUUUCUAUCAUCCGUCUUGCACCACGAGCAGACUGCAUGCGAAAGAUAGCACAAUGGGCUGCUGUCAUAUUCGCCGCACUGUGUGUGAUGAUGCUUGUACAAAAGACCUAUAUUUGUGCCCACAACUUCAACUCGGAAAGAAUUGACUGUGUACUGGGGAGUUCUGUGGCUGCAACCCAGUUUGCGACUGACGCCAUAUCUGAUAUCGCCCUGGUGUUAAUGCCAAUCCGACUGCUUCGGGAGAUUCAUUUACCCAAGGGCCAACGGAUCCUCAUUAUCUCUGUGUUCUCCACCAGCAUCGUCGUUUCUUUGGCCAGCAUUAUACAUGUCAUAUUUGUUCUACAGACGGACGUGUACAUGCAAAGUAUCACUGCUCAAGUUGAGCUUGCGCUUUCCUUGAUUGUGUGCAACUUGCUGGUUAUUGUAACCUGCAUAUAUAAAGUCUUCCGGCGCGAAGACCUUGACCCUGAUUGUGGGCGUUGGUCAUCAACACCACAAAGUAUGCUCUUCACGACGUUCGUCAGUACAAACCAAACCAACAGCUGGACAUGCCCUGGGGAAUCCACGCUUACUGGCCCAGCCGCUGGAAAACACGACUGCGAUCACAUCUCGAUUUAGGGUACCAUUCUUUCCCUGUCCCCCGCUUUGAUCGUUAAUUCACUCAUGCAAGGAUCGCCAAUACCGCUCUUCAUGAUGGAUCUGACGGCACAAGCGAGAAAAGGAGACUCGGGACGGUUACCCCGCAAGGUGGCAUUAAAAUCAAGUGUAUUUAUUAGAAUGACGUUGUGGUCUUGGCGGACACUCGGCUUCAGGUUCAGGAUGCACUUUUAGACUGCCCUCGACCUCCUUUACGAAUAAUGAACGAACAAUUUAGACUCAAAGGUGGCACUCCCAGCUGAUUUUCGUCACACUCGAACUUGGAGUAAAUU
Suillus clintonianus is the source of this 1443-nucleotide messenger RNA. RefSeq lists its product as uncharacterized. The transcript is spliced from 8 exons. The coding region runs from base 218 to 1132 and encodes 304 amino acids. The record is from RefSeq and is a predicted model, not a curated record. NCBI's taxonomy places the organism in Eukaryota, Fungi, Basidiomycota, Agaricomycetes, Boletales, Suillaceae.